AUGCCCAAUUACUCCGUGCAAUUCCCUGAUCAAGAGUCUAUACUGCAUUCCUUCAUGCGCAAGUCUCCGGUUCGUGAUACAGACGCCUAUCCACAUGUCGCUGGGCCGGACACUAUGGUCAAUCUCGGGAAUUGGCGACAAUGGGAUAACGCAGGUCUGCACAUGCCAACCGCGACUCGCAGGCAAAAAUUAUGCACAUUGCAGGCGUCUCUCGUCAACCGUGUUCACUGUCGCAAUGGAGAAGCGUAUUCGAGCAAUAGCAAUCGUGCUGUCUAUGCACGUCCGCGACGCCUUUACCUCAAAGUCCUGACUUCAUCAAAGAUGUGGCGCACAUGA
Messenger RNA from Sphaerulina musiva SO2202, 336 nucleotides. RefSeq lists its product as uncharacterized. The coding region runs from base 1 to 336 and encodes 111 amino acids. NCBI's taxonomy places the organism in Eukaryota, Fungi, Ascomycota, Dothideomycetes, Mycosphaerellales, Mycosphaerellaceae. The record is from RefSeq and is a predicted model, not a curated record. The transcript has 2 exons.